Emiliania huxleyi CCMP1516 is the source of this 1046-nucleotide messenger RNA. RefSeq names its product putative membrane protein. The transcript has a single exon. The record is from RefSeq and is a predicted model, not a curated record. NCBI's taxonomy places the organism in Eukaryota, Haptophyta, Isochrysidales, Noelaerhabdaceae. Bases 29 to 844 code for a protein of 271 amino acids.
GAGCAAGCGUCCGAAGGCUCAUCUGGCGAUGUUCGUCGAGCAGGAACUCCUCGCCCCUUUGCUCCUCGGCACCAGCCUUAUCUGGCUCGUGUCCUUCGCGGUGGUCCCCUACAAGUACAUCACCGACCUGCACGGCGCCGGCGCCGCAGUCUUCUCCGUCCUCUCACUCUCCGGCCUGACGCCCGAGGCGCUCACCGUUGCGUGGUCGUGGCCAUAUUUUGCCGUCGACCUGGUCAAGUGCGCCAUGGACCGGGACGUGCCCUUCUUUGUCCACCACGCCCUGUCCCUGCUCGUCGCUGGUGCGGGCUACAACGAGCCGCAGCUUGGCCUCGCCGGCAAGGGAGCCUCGCGGGUGAUGCUCAUCGAGUGGUCUGCUCUGAUGCUGGCGCACUGGAACCGCGAUCGCUCCUCGCGAGGCCGCUACGUUGCGCUCGUGGUCGGCUACUUCUUCAACCGCAUCGUCUACCUCGGCCAUCUCGUCUACUUCGCUCCCGACUUCAGCACACCCACCACGGGGCGCGAGGCCGUCUGCCUGUGGACGCUGCGACUACUGCACGCCCUCAUGUGCGUCUGGUUUGCCCAGCUGCUCGGGAAGCGCUCAAAGUACAGCUGGAGCUGGCACGGCGGCAGUGCCGCGUAUCAGCAGGCAAAGCAGCAGGAGGAGGCAACGCCGGCGCCGGAGCCAAAGGCGGCAGCACCGCUGCCGGCAAAGGCGGAGCCUUUCCCAGUCUCGGAGGAGAAGGCCGCACUGAUGCCGCGCGCGGGCUCGCCGCGCGAGCCGCUUGCCGCUUGCUCGCCUAACAGCGAGACGCGCACCCGACGCAAGACGCUGAUGGCGCAGUGAGGGAGAACGGACGCGCUCUCCUCCAUAGUCCGUACAGGUCUCGCUCUCGGGGAAGGGAACUACAUGUAAUGAUGCACAUGCAAGGGAUAAGGGCGCCGGUGUCGAUGACAUGUGUUGGUGUCGAGUGCGGGAGGGGGAGUGUCGAUGCUGGCAUGUGGUGGGGCGCAGUUCUUUUCCAAACGACUAGGUAUGUAUCCUGAGC